Molecule: messenger RNA, 2892 nt
Organism: Ostreococcus tauri
Lineage: Eukaryota; Viridiplantae; Chlorophyta; Mamiellophyceae; Mamiellales; Bathycoccaceae
Product: Clathrin/coatomer adaptor,adaptin-like,N-terminal
Exons: 1
Coding region: 1-2892 (963 amino acids)
Biological process (GO): protein targeting to vacuole; Golgi to vacuole transport
Cellular component (GO): endosome membrane; AP-3 adaptor complex; membrane coat
Source: RefSeq, a predicted model, not a curated record
AUGACGAGUUACUACGACCGCGCGCGCGGGAGCGUCGCCAUCGGAGGGUCUCUGGGGUCCGGGGAUAAGACGAAGAUGGCGGCGUCGAGGUUGUUUCAGAAAUCGUUGCGGGACAUGAUCACGGGCAUUCGCGCGCACAAGGAUGGGCAGAGAGAAUUCAUUAAUAAGUGCCUGGUGGACGUGCGAACGGAGGUGCAGUCGUCGGACGUGCGAACGAAAGCGGUGGCGAUCGAAAAGGCGACGUACUUACACUCGUUGGGGCACUCGAUGCACUGGGCGUCUUUUCACGUCGUGGAGUUGAUGUCGACGCAAAACGUAAAGUAUAAGCGCGUGGGGUAUCUCGCGGCGUCGCAGAGUUUUGGGGACGACACCGACGUGGUGUUGCUGAUUCCGAAUUUGUUGAAGAAGGAUUUAGCCUCGCCGAAUCCCGCGGAGGCGGCUUUGGCGUUGACGUGUCUCGGGAACAUCGUGACGCCAGAGUUGUCGCAGACGUUGGUCGCCGACGUGUACUCGUUGUUGAACAAUCACAAACCGGAUUUACGACGACGGGCGUGUUUGUGCCUGUACAAGUGUUUCUUGAGAUAUCCCGAAGCGCUGCGGCCGUCGUUCACGCGAUUGACGGAAUGUUUGGACGACGACGAUCAAUCCGUCGUCCAGGCGGCUGUCACCGUCUUGUCCGAACUCGCGAUGCACAACCCGAAGACGUACUUACCGCUCGCGCCAAAGUUUUACAAGCUUCUCACGUCGUCGUCGUCGAACUGGAUGACGAUCAAGUUGGUGAAAGUUUUCGGCGCUCUGGCGCCGCUCGAACCGAGGUUGGCGAAGAAGCUCGCGGGGCCGAUUUCGGAAAUCUUGGAGACGACAUCCGCGAAAUCGCUCAUGUACGAGUGCGUGCGCACGGCGGUGAUGGGAAUGACGAGUCAGGAGAAGGUAAUUCGCCAGGCGGUGGAUAAAUUGAAGGAUAUGCUCGAGGAUCACGAUCCGAACAUCAAAUUUCUCGCCCUGCACGCGCUGACGUAUUUGUUGGACUCGCAUCCGAGAAUCGUCGCCGAGCACAAGGGGAACAUUUUUGAGUGCCUCGAUCACGAGGAUUCGAACAUUCAGUACUGCGCGCUAAAGAUUGUGUGCGGGUUGGUGACCAAGCGCACUUUGAUCGACACCACGUCGGUUUUGAUGAACUGCAUGGGCAAGGCGGAUCAACGCUUCCGCGACGAGCUCGUGUCGAGCGUGAUUCGAAUCUGCAUGAAUGAGCGUUACGCCCUGGUCACCGACUUUGUGUGGUAUCUCAGCGUUUUGGCCGAUCUCAUCCGCGUCCCGUGCUCUUCGCACGGCGCGUUAAUCGGCGAGCAAAUCAUCGACGUGUGCCUGCGCGUCGAGGUCAUCCGCGAAGCCGCCGUCGGGAUCUUGGCCCCGCUUUUGCUCGACGUCUCUUUGCUCGAGCCAUCCAACGUGAACAAAACCGUACCGAGCGCGUUGAAAGCCGUCGCGUGGGUCGUCGGCGAAUACGCGCAUCACAUCGUCGACCACGAAGAAAUUUUGGACGCCCUGCUCAACCCGGCGGUGAAGCAACUUCCGGGCGACGCGCAGGCGGUGUACGUCCAAGCCAUCUUCAAGGUGUACGCGAGCGCGGUGUUGAACUACUCGCGAGGAAUUCGACCGACGGGCGCGGUCGGGGCGCUUCCGGCACCGGAACCGUUGAUCGAUAUCUCCGUCGAUGACGACACGGCUGCGGCGUCGGGUGCCGCGAGAGACGGCGCCGGCGUCACCCCGGGUACGCUCGUUCCGGAGAGCGAAGACUUGAUCGAGUUGCGCGAUAAGGUGUCUCGCCGCAUCGAACCCCUCACGACGAGCUUCAACUUGGAGGUGAGAGAGCGAAGCUGUCAGUUGCAAAAAAUGCUCGGCAUCGUCGGCGCCGCCGAGCGCUCCGAACCCGGUUCGGGGAUCGCCAUCAUCGAGGCGUUCGCGACGGUGAUGAGCGACGAGAUUCAACCCGUCUCCGUCAAGGCGCAGCGUAAGAUUGAAGUUCCCGCCGAGCUCUUGGACGACGAACCGAUGAGCGCAGAGUGGGAUUACCUCCUCGUCAGUAGUGAUGAGGAAGAGGACGACGAGUACGCGAGCAGAAAGGGCAAGAAGAAGGGCAAGAAGAGCAAAUCCAAGGAUAAGAUGUCCAAGGAUCUGCGCGAGGUCGCGGAGAUCUUCGGGGCGAAGAAGACGAAGGAACAAGUCGCCCGAGAAGAGCGCGAGAGUCGAGAGAUGCUCGCUAAGCACAAGGAAAAGAUGGGACAGUACUACCUCGAAGGUGAGACGGGCGCGGACAAGGAAAAAAAGAAGGGACCGCCGAAGUCGCUUCCGGGUCCGGAGUCCGCGGCGAUGCUCGCCUUGGAGGCGCGAUUGGCGAGCCACGCCGUCGGCCAAACCGAGCGACCCGCCAUCAAGGGCGAGAGCGACAGCGAGAGCGAAGAGGAAGAACAGGUCAUCGCCGUAAAGAAGGGGAAGAGCUACGAUCCAAAGAACGCCUCGUCGCGCUUACACGGCGAACUCGAGGCGUACAAUCCGCUGAAGCCGCUCGAACGCAACGAACACCUUCCCACGGUGGAGGCGUAUCCGCGUUUCGAUCCGUACUCACAGGACGAAGCCGCGUUCAACGCCUUCGCCCCGAGUGGUGGCGACGCGAGAUCCCAUCACAAGGAUAAGAAGGAUAAGAAGAAGCGCGAUAAGAAGAAGAAGGAUAAGGGCGCGGGGGGCGAGGACGGCGAAUCCAAGGAGAAAAAGCCAAAGAAGGAGAAGGGCGCCGGCGAGAAGAAAUCCGGCGGCACAAAGAAGAAAUCCGGCGAGAAGAAGACCGUCGACGUCGAUGCCUUGGCUCAAAGUCUCAUGGACGCUAAGGUUUGA